GCGGGGCCGGGCGGCCCGGGGGGUGACGGGAAGGGAGGCCGGCCCGGCACCGCCCAGCCCCGGGCUCCGGGCGGGAAGUGGGCGAGCGCGGCGGUGCGGGGCGCGCGGGCGACGGGCCAGCGGGAUGGGAGCAGGGUCCCCCGGCGGCCCGCAGCCUCGGGAGCCACGCUGAAGCCGGGGGCGGGACCAGCGCGGAGCCGACAUGUGUCUGCGCCUCGGGGGCCUGAGUGUGGGCGACUUCCGGAAGGUGCUGAUGAAGACAGGCCUGGUGCUGGUGGUGCUGGGCCAUGUGAGCUUCGUCACAGCUGCCCUGUUCCAUGGCACGGUUUUGCGCUACGUGGGCACCCCCCAAGAUGCGGUGGCUCUGCAGUACUGCGUGGUCAACAUCCUCUCUGUCACUUCCGCCAUCGUGGUCAUCACCUCAGGCAUCGCAGCCAUCGUGUUGUCACGCUACCUCCCCAGCACCCCCCUGCGCUGGACAGUGUUUAGCUCGAGCGUGGCCUGUGCUCUCCUCUCUCUGACCUGUGCCCUCGGCCUCUUGGCCUCCAUCGCUGUGACCUUUGCCACCCAGGGCAAGGCACUGCUGGCUGCCUGCACUUUUGGGAGCUCUGAACUACUGGCCCUCGCACCUGACUGUCCCUUCGACCCCACACGCAUUUAUAGCUCCAGCCUGUGCCUCUGGGGCAUCGCCCUAGUGCUGUGCGUGGCGGAGAACGUGUUUGCCAUGCGCUGCGCUCAGCUCACCCACCAGCUGCUGGAGCUGAGGCCCUGGUGGGGGAAAAGCAGCCACCACAUGAUGCGGGAGAACCCAGAGCUGGUGGAGGGCCGUGACCUGCUGAGCUGCACCAGCUCUGAGCCUCUGACCCUCUGAGAGAUGAUUUCCUGCCCAGGCCCCAUGGCCACUAGGACCCUGCAAGCAACUCUGCUCGGUGACCAGGCCAAGAUUCCUGGAGCUGGCCUGAGAGGGCUCAAUGGACCCUCGGGGACCCAUGUGGGGCUUUCAAACCUCUCCCCCACCACCCAGCCCACUGCACUGAAAUGAGACUUUAUUCUGAAAUUAUUAAAAAGAACAGAGAUGCUC
Messenger RNA from Nomascus leucogenys (northern white-cheeked gibbon), 1081 nucleotides. It is a transcript of the gene TMEM54, whose product is annotated as transmembrane protein 54. Lineage: Eukaryota; Metazoa; Chordata; Mammalia; Primates; Hylobatidae. The record is from RefSeq and is a predicted model, not a curated record.